GCAUGCAAGCGCGCGAUCAUAACAUCAACAUGGCGCAGCUGUACUGCUUUCGCAUCGGAUUUUGAGCUGUAGCGCUUUUCACCUGUUUCACGGUGUGCAUCUUCUGUGUCUUUAAUCAAUACUUGCGAACUCUUUCGUUUGGCUGUAGUUUGGUUGUGACAACCUUUGCGUUGUUUCUUGACUGUUGCCGUCGACACACACGAUGUCAACGUUUCCCGACGACACCACAGGUGACUUGUCUCAGAUGAAGAGCGAUGAGGACGCUAAGGACAACGCGGCCAACGUUGAUGACCAUGAAGCUGAGCUCGACCAGGACGACACUGAACAUGAUCAUGACCACGAUAAUGAACACGAUCAUGAACAAGACCACGAUCUAGAUGAGCCAAAGGCACCAGACUCUCCAGACAAUGAAAUCACUCUUCAGAUGCUCGAAGAGUCUGUGAGUCACACCCCGGGCCCAAGCCUUGCUUCACGGAGAGUCGAAGGCGCUGCCGGUGGCUCAGACAGCCAACCGGCGCCUAGCAAGACGCGAGAACAGCUUGAGGAAGAAGAACGCGAGAAGAUGCAGGUUCUCGUAUCCAAUUUCUCGGAAGCGCAGUUGAACAGGUAUGAGAUGUACCGGCGUUCAGCAUUUCCAAAAGCAGCAGUGAAGCGGCUGGUCCAGUCACUCACAGGCUGCUCAGUGUCGCAAAACGUGGUUAUUGCAGUGUCUGGCAUUGCAAAGGUGUUUGUGGGUGAAGUAGUGGAAGAGGCACUUGACGUUCUUGAGAAGCAGGGAGAGACUGGGCCUCUACAGCCCAAGCACUUGCGUGAAGCUGUUCGCCGUCUCAGGGCCCGUGGCUUUAUCCCCAAUGGGCGGAAGCGGCCUGCCUGUUUUCUCAGGUGACAUCAGCAGUCAGAAAAGGAACCGUGGUGAUAACUUGACGGCAUGUUGUUGCUGCGCAUACAGAGACCACAGGUGUGAAUGUGCAAAAUAUUUUAUUCAUUGUAUUCUGUACAUUUUGUCAUCUUUCUUUACCACAUCACCGGGAGUUGUUCAUGAGGUGUGAAGUAUGACAAUGAAAAGUAGUUAAAUAAUAAAAGAAUGUGGUGCGAUUAUGUUAUGGAAUGAUGUGUGGUUUCUGGCUGCUAUGUACAAAAGCUUGUUCUGAUGUUGCUGUUCCUGGAAUUAAAUACCUGUGACCAUCGUGUUAGUUUAUGCUCUAAUAACUUCAACAGUGAAGUCAAACUUGUUUUAUAUCAAUCUAGUAAAACCUACUGCAUCUCUUAAGUUUUGUGGCACCUAUUCUCUAGGUAAAAAUCUGCUGGAAAUGAACAGAACAUUUUAAGUGCAUAUAUAUAUAUAUAUUCGUUUCAUUGACUGAAUAAUUCUAGCUAGAAAUGCAUAGUUGCUAUAACAUGACACUAACGUCGCGCACAAAUCUGCAACAUUAGCAAGGCUACAUGCUAUGGAGGUUUCUCUUGUGUAUGCGUGUAUGUAAAUG
This is a messenger RNA of Dermacentor silvarum, 1484 nucleotides long. It is a transcript of the gene Taf11, whose product is annotated as transcription initiation factor TFIID subunit 11. Lineage: Eukaryota; Metazoa; Arthropoda; Arachnida; Ixodida; Ixodidae. Gene Ontology annotation, biological process: RNA polymerase II preinitiation complex assembly; transcription initiation at RNA polymerase II promoter. Gene Ontology annotation, molecular function: transcription coactivator activity; protein heterodimerization activity. The record is from RefSeq and is a predicted model, not a curated record. Gene Ontology annotation, cellular component: nucleus; transcription factor TFIID complex. Bases 203 to 886 code for a protein of 227 amino acids. The transcript has 4 exons.